AUGGAGAAGUCCAAAAACUUUCGCAUCGAUGCCCUGUUAGCAGUCGAUCCACCCCGGGUGCAGACCUCCCCGCUGGCACUGGUCACUUCCCUGUCCUCCUCCUCCAUCCCAGGGUCCGGGAGCCAGGCGUCCCAGGAGCUCAGCAGCAGCAUCGAGUCCCUGCGCAACGAGACGCCGUCCCCGCCGAGGAUGUCCUCCUGCGGGCUGAUCCCCAAACCGGGCUUCCUCAACAGCCCGCACAGCAUGCUUGGAUUACACCCGCAGAGCACCGCAGGCAUCCCCGCACAGGCUCUCUACGGCCACCCCAUGUACACCUACUCCUCUGCUGCACUCGGGGGCCAACACCCUGCCCUGUCCUACUCCUACCCACACGGCUCCCAUCACCACCACGCCAGUGAUCCCAUCAAGCUGACGGCCAGCACCUUCCAGCUGGACCACUGGCUCCGGGUCUCCACAGCCGGGAUGAUGCUGCCCAAAAUGUCUGACUUCAAUGCUCAGGCGCAGUCCAACUUGCUCGGGAAGUGCAGAAGACCCAGAACCGCCUUCACAAGUCAGCAGCUGCUGGAGCUGGAGCAUCAGUUCAAACUGAACAAGUAUCUGUCCAGACCGAAGCGUUUCGAGGUGGCCACGUCCCUCAUGCUGACAGAAACACAGGUCAAAAUCUGGUUCCAGAACAGAAGAAUGAAAUGGAAAAGAAGCAAGAAGGCCAAAGAGCAGGCCGCGCAGGAUGCCGAGAAGCAAAAGGGCAGCAAGAGCGGCCAGGAGAAAUCUGACGGACUCGAAAAGUCGGAUUAUCGCAGCAAGACAGACUCAAAAAACGGCAGAAUAAAAGACUUCCGGGACAGUGACGACGACGAGGCCGAGAAUUUCAUGUACAACUCGUCCGACUGCUCAUCGGACGACGAGAGGAAUCGCGCCAGUGACAUCAGCCCACAGCCCUGA
This is a messenger RNA of Limanda limanda (common dab), 942 nucleotides long. It is a transcript of the gene mnx1, whose product is annotated as motor neuron and pancreas homeobox 1. The coding region runs from base 1 to 942 and encodes 313 amino acids. Gene Ontology annotation, biological process: central nervous system development; regulation of DNA-templated transcription; spinal cord motor neuron cell fate specification. NCBI's taxonomy places the organism in Eukaryota, Metazoa, Chordata, Actinopteri, Pleuronectiformes, Pleuronectidae. The transcript has 3 exons. Gene Ontology annotation, cellular component: nucleus. Gene Ontology annotation, molecular function: sequence-specific double-stranded DNA binding; DNA-binding transcription factor activity, RNA polymerase II-specific. The record is from RefSeq and is a predicted model, not a curated record.